AAGAAGCCUCUUAGCAGCUACACAGCACCUUCACUUACUCUCCUUUAUCCUAUAACUUCUUGAUGUUUUUAGUGAACAAUUUGUCAUCUUUAAAUGCUCAUUGAUUUCAAAUCCUCAUAGCCAUAAAUUUACUUGUUUUCUUGUUUUCAAACACACCAUUUAGUGCCAUUGGACUAACUCUUUUAUUUAAGUUCAUAAGAAAAAAGAUUGAAUCUUUUUGCACUUCUGGCACAGAAGAUUGAGUCUUUUGGCACCGAGGGUUGAAUUUUUUUUGGCACUUUUGGCACUGAAGAUUGAAUCUUUUUGCAUUUUUGGCACUGAAGAUUGAGUGUUUUUGCACUUUUGGCACUGAAGAUAGAAUCUUUUUGCACUUUUGGCACUGAAGAUUGAGUCUUUUUGCACUUUUGUCACUGAAGAUUGAAUCUUUUUGCAUUUUUUUCCACUAAAGAUUGAAUCUUUUUGCAUUUUUGUCACUGAAGAUUGAAUCUUUUUGCACUUUUGUCCCUCAAAAUUGAAUCUUUUUGCAUAUUUAUCACUCAAAAUUGAAUCUUUUUACAUUUUUGUCACUGAAUAUUGAUCCCCAAAUGGAGAAAGUUAAAGCUUGGGACAAAAAGACUUUGAUAACUGAGCUUACACAAGGGAAAGAUUGUGUAAACAAGCUUAAAAACCAAUUUGAUCCUUUGGCUUCACCAGAGGAAUGUGAUUUACUACUUGAGAAAAUACUUUCAUCACUUGACAAAUCAUUGUCAAUUUUGAAUUGGAAGGUUUUUAAUGGAACUAGUGACCCUUUUUCUUGUUGUUCAACAAUUUCAGUACCUGGAAAUGGUACAAGUUUAAAGACUGAAGGUUCUGAUUUGGAGUAUUUGAGGGAUCAAGGCCAAAAUAAGAAGAGAAAGAUGUUGCAGCCGUGGAGCAAGCAAGUUAGAGUAUCUGGGACAGAGCUAGAAAGUUUUAAUCAUGAUGAUGGCUAUAGUUGGAGAAAAUAUGGGCAGAAAUAUAUCUUAGGAGCUAAUCAUCCAAGGGCUUAUUACAGAUGCACUCACAGGAAACAAGGCUGCUUUGCAACAAAGCAAGUUCAAAAAUCAGAUGAAGACCCUUUAGUCUUUGAAGUCACAUAUAAAGGAAAACACACUUGCAAAGCCUCACAAUCAUCAAGAUUCAUUUCAUAUGAAAACCAAAAGAAAUAUUGUGACAAGAAUCAGUGUCAACUAAAGAAACAAAAAGUGGGAAAUCAAAAAGUUGAAAAGUUGAAUAUCAAAGAAGAAGCUUUUCCUUUCACUCCACUAAAAUGUGAAAGUGAAAAUGCACAAAUCUUUUCCAAUUCAAUAGAGCCAUUUAUAUCUCCAAUAACAUCAGAAUCCAUGUACUUGUCAUUGUUGCCAAAUCAAGAAGAGGAGUUUGAGAUGGGCAAGAUUUUGCAGAGCUCAGAAUCGAAUCGUAUUGAGUUUAUUUCAACACCAACAUCAGUCAUUCAUUCGCCAUUUUGUUCUGACUGGGAUUUAUCAAUGGAUGGUGAACUUGAUAUUCGUGAUCCGAACUUGAUGAUUGACAUAUCUGAAUAUUUCACCUAGCUUGAGAGCACUGACAGAGUCAGAAAUUUUUGUAAGGGAAUUGAAAGGAUACUAGAGCGUCACAUCUCAGAUUUAAACGAGUGACUUAAAUUCGGGUCAUAUUGAGUGUAUUUCCACACUUAACUUGCGAGCCAACUUUUUGAACUAGUUGUACUUUUUGUACUAUUUGUUUUAGUCUUAUUGAAGUUCUUAAUUAGCAGGAUGCUCCUAGGCCAAUUGGAAUAGAACUUGAAUAGGCAAUGUGCUUACCAUGAACUCUGACAACACUUGUCACAAACGGAAUAAAAAUGUCAAGUGGCUACAAGUGUUAAGCUUUGUCUAAAGUA
Molecule: messenger RNA, 1897 nt
Organism: Lycium barbarum (goji berry)
Lineage: Eukaryota; Viridiplantae; Streptophyta; Magnoliopsida; Solanales; Solanaceae
Product: probable WRKY transcription factor 53
Exons: 3
Coding region: 585-1571 (328 amino acids)
Biological process (GO): regulation of DNA-templated transcription
Cellular component (GO): nucleus
Molecular function (GO): transcription cis-regulatory region binding; DNA-binding transcription factor activity
Source: RefSeq, a predicted model, not a curated record